GCAGCCACAGGAACGAUGCAGAAGCACAACCAGAAGGAGCACCUCUACAAGCUGCUGGUGAUCGGGGACCUGGGAGUGGGCAAAACCAGCAUCAUCAAGCGUUAUGUUCACCAGAACUUCUCCCCACACUACCGGGCCACCAUCGGGGUGGACUUUGCUCUGAAGGUGCUGAACUGGGAUGCUGAGACCGUGGUACGGCUGCAGCUCUGGGAUAUUGCGGGACAGGAAAGAUUUGGAAACAUGACCAGGGUGUAUUACAGAGAGGCUAUGGGGGCAUUUAUUGUCUUUGAUGUUACAAGACCUGCGACGUUUGAAGCAGUGACAAAAUGGAAAGAGGAUUUGGACUCUAAGCUGAUUCUUCCAAAUGGCAAACCUGUGCCAGCAGUCCUAUUAGCAAACAAGUGUGACCAGGGAAUAGAUGUUCUCAUGAACAACGGCAUCAAGAUGGAUCAGUUCUGCAAAGAGAACGGGUUCGUGGGCUGGUUUGAAACAUCAGCCAAGGAAAAUAUAAACAUCAGUGAAGCUUCCAGAUGCUUGGUGAAACACAUAAUUGCUAGUGAGAGUGAUCCAGUUCAGUCUGUUGAACCAGAUAUUAUAAAACCACACUUGAAUUCCUCCAAGAUUGUCAGUUGUUCAGCUUGCUUUAAAUCCUAAGAGACUUCCAGACAAGAGCUGAACAACUAUGAUUCACACUUUAUACUUUAUUCAACAAAACCAGCCUUCCCACAUUGUCCUUAAGCAGAUUGUCAUUUUCUCAAAAAUAUAUUUAAAUUUUUCCUUUUUUUUUUUCCAGCUCAAAUUUAUUAUGAAGUGUUCGUUGAUAGCAACUCUUCAAAACUCUCUUUGGCUAUUGGUCAAAUAAGACUCAUGGUGAUGGCUGUGUUUUCCUGUAUGGGUGGCACCAGUGAUACCAAAUCCUAUUUCUUUGCCAUGUGGUUUCUGAAAAUUUGUAUUUGUGAUGUGACUGUGACAGCACCCUACUUGUCUGUUGAUUUUCAGGGUGUUUUCUCGAUACCUUGACCAGGCAAAUGUCAUCAUUUCACUCUUUGUCACCCCUCAAACUUGAAAGAUCUUGUUCCAUAGGAGGAAGGUGAUUAUGAAAAUGAAAAUGGAGCUGUUCAGGAAGAGACACCAGUCAAACAUUCUCAUCGUAAGUUCAGUCCCCUGGAUGUAGUGACAGGACUGAACAUGAAGGAACAUUUCACAUCAUUCAUUUCUGCAGAAGAUCUGAGCUUCUGAGACUAAUGAAGAAUUGGUUCCUGCUUUCUCAGGAGUUGCAUUCUCAGAGUUGAUAGCAUGAUCUUAAAUGAAGCAAAAUGGAACAAGGCAGGGGUGAGGGGUGACAAAACAGGCAAUCAGAGGUACAGUCUCCUGGGUGAAGGGUUUUCAGAAAGGGUUGUCUGUUCUAUAAAGCCGGCACUUCCUCUGGAAAGCCCACACUGAUUUUUUUCCCUGCCUCUCAUCCCUCAUGCCACAGAUAUCCCCAUGUGUUUAAACUGUGCUUAUUCUGUAAGUCCUGACAUGCAUCCCUUCCUUAUGUCUAUGCUCAUGGGAAAAUUCACUAUCCACACUGUAACAUAACAGCAGGAUUUUUCAGGGAUCCAUCUGUGUUGAGUAGGACAGUAUUUACCUUCUGAAAACAUUCUUAAAAAAUGUAUGUGGAUGAUCACUGGAGGCAAGCAAAAUGGA
Prinia subflava (tawny-flanked prinia) is the source of this 1689-nucleotide messenger RNA. RefSeq names its product RAB38, member RAS oncogene family (gene RAB38). Gene Ontology annotation, molecular function: GTP binding; GTPase activity. Gene Ontology annotation, cellular component: phagocytic vesicle; late endosome; Golgi apparatus. Bases 16 to 654 code for a protein of 212 amino acids. The record is from RefSeq and is a predicted model, not a curated record. NCBI's taxonomy places the organism in Eukaryota, Metazoa, Chordata, Aves, Passeriformes, Cisticolidae. The transcript is spliced from 3 exons. Gene Ontology annotation, biological process: phagosome-lysosome fusion; endosome to lysosome transport.